UUUAAACUCUUCUCAGCCUCUCUCCUUGUGGUUGGAAUUCAAAAUGUGGUUAUCCACUUUCCCAACCGUUUCAGUCCCUUCCCCUCUAACUCCGCAGGAUUUCAAUUGGAUAAGGUGUCAAGUGAAGAGAAAUGUGAGAAAUCUUGAAUUUGCUAUCAGUUGUUCGGGCGGGGAUAAAGCUACUUCAAUUGGAUUUGAUGUGCCGUUCCCGAGGGACUACACUGAAUUACUUCAACAAGCUAAAGAAGCAUCUGAAUUGGCAUUGAAGGAUAACAGACAACUUAUGGAAAUUGAAUUUCCAACUGCUGGAUUGGGUUCUGUGCCAGGUGAUGGUGAGGGUGGAACAGAAAUGACUGGGAGUAUGCAACUAAUACGUGAGUUCUGUGAUCUCUUGGUUAUACCAGAGAAAGCCACAAGGACCAGAAUUUUUUUCCCAGAGGCUAAUGAGGUGAAAUUUGCAAGACAAUCAAUUUUCGGAGGAGCAUCUUUCAAGUUGGAUUAUUUGACAAAGCCUUCUUUUUUCGAGGAUUUCGGUUUCACCGAAAAGGUCAAGAUGGCUGACCGCGUCAAGCCAGAAGAUGAACUCUUUAUAGUUGCCUAUCCAUAUUUUAACGUCAAUGAGAUGCUUGUCGUGGAAGAGCUAUACAAAGCAGCAGUGUCGAACACUUCCAGGAAACUGAUUAUAUUCAAUGGAGAGCUUGAUCGAAUAAGAUCUGGUUAUUAUCCGUCAUUCUUCUAUCCAAAGCUGGUUGCACUUUCCAAGACUCUUUUCCCUAAGAUGGAAACAGUAUAUUAUAUUCACAAUUUUAAAGGACGAAAUGGAGGAGUCCUUUUUAGGUGCUACCCUGGUCCUUGGAAAGUUUUGCGAAGAGUAGGGAAUGCAUACAUCUGCCUGCAUCAACAGGAAUCAAUGCCAUCCUUGAAAGAAGUUGCUUUGGACAUCCUUCCAUCUGCAUGAUUCUUUUUUGUUUUUAAAUUACAUGGUGAGAAUGUUCACUCUGCCAUGUUUCUCCUGUAACUUGUGGGAUUUUUUUUUCUUCAUAUCUCUUUUCUUUUGUGGCCUAUGUUAUUACACAGGCAAAUAUUAAAGAUUUAGGGGAAUCUUACAGAUAUGUACCUGGUAAAAGACACUUUACCAAUAACUAGUCAUUUUAGUCAUGCUA
Messenger RNA from Nicotiana tabacum (common tobacco), 1163 nucleotides. Its product is annotated as protein LPA3-like. NCBI's taxonomy places the organism in Eukaryota, Viridiplantae, Streptophyta, Magnoliopsida, Solanales, Solanaceae. The record is from RefSeq and is a predicted model, not a curated record.